CAGACAAUUCCCAGACUUAAAAAGUAAUACUAUGCUAAUAUUUAUGAUUUUUUUUAAACAAUUGAGAUCAUUUUAAAAAUUAGGAAGGGGGGGGGCACUUCCGGGUCAAGUCGUUACAAAGCGGAAGGAAACGAAGAAUCGUUAGAAAGAUGGCGGCGAGCACGCAGAAAAAUAACAAACCGGGGAAAUCUGGGGCCAAAGAGGCCCAGCCUCUUAUUAUUCCCAAAAAUCCAGCGGAAGAGCAGCGUCUACGGCUGGAGCGGCUGAUGCGAAACCCCGAGAAACCCGCUCCCAUUCCGGACAGGCCGAAGGAGUGGAACCCGCGCGCGCCGCCGGAGUUCGUCAGGGACGUGAUGGGCUCGAGCGCCGGUGCGGGCAGCGGGGAGUUCCACGUUUACCGACACCUUCGCCGCAGGGAGUACCAACGACAGGACUUCCUGGACAAGAUAACGGAGAAGCAGCAGAAGGACCUGGAUUAUCUGAAGAGGCUGGAGGAGAACAAGAAGGCGGCGCUGGAACGCACGGAGAAGCGACGGAGGAAGCGCGAGAAGCUGAAGCAGAAGAAGCAGAUGGCGAAAAAAGCCAAACUUGGGGAUCAGAGCAAAACAGACGCGCCGGAGAAAACUGAGAGCAGCAGUGAUGAAGAGGAGGAGGAAGCUGAGGAGAAGGAGGAUGACGCUGAGGCUCCCAGCUUUAUUAUGGGACGAAAAUAACAGAAGAACAUUGCAGAGCUGACCGUUUUCUGAAGCCUUCUGAUGACCUUAUAUGGACAAAUGCUUUUUUCAAAAUAAGACACUUUGACAUCAGUUAAUACAUUUGUAAUCUGGAGGAAAUCAAAAAUAUUUCCUGAUUGUCAUCUUGAAUCCACCACAUUUUAAUUUUGUAUUAAAAAUUUAAAUACAGUUG
Molecule: messenger RNA, 906 nt
Organism: Oryzias melastigma (Indian medaka)
Lineage: Eukaryota; Metazoa; Chordata; Actinopteri; Beloniformes; Adrianichthyidae
Gene: prkrip1
Product: PRKR interacting protein 1
Exons: 1
Coding region: 150-713 (187 amino acids)
Biological process (GO): negative regulation of protein kinase activity
Cellular component (GO): nucleolus
Molecular function (GO): double-stranded RNA binding; protein kinase binding; protein kinase inhibitor activity
Source: RefSeq, a predicted model, not a curated record